AUGAAAUCUGUGAAUAUUUUGAAAAUGCUAGAAGCUAAUAAAGAAAAUAGAAACUUUUAAUUUGUUUAAAAUAGGUAAACUAGGGUUUAAUCUACUCUCUAUAUUAAAGAUGAGUUAUCUCAACAAAAUAUAAAACCAAGAGUAAUAAGAGUAUCAAAAUGGAAUAAAUCAUAAAAUAUUAGAGACAAUACAAAAAGAGAGGAUCAAAGACAUAUAAGUUAUGAAAUGCCAAGAUAAAAAACUGAUUAAUAUUAGCAUAUAUAAAGAACUUUAAAAAAUAGAAGUUUAACCAACAUCUAGAUUUCUAUUCUAAAUUAAGCUCAGAAUAAUAACAAUAAUAAUAAUGCUUCAAUAUCAUUACCUAAUAGCAAUAAAUGUAAGAAUUAUUAUUAUAUUGAUAGAUCUAGUUACAAAAGGAUAAGAUAAAUUUUCAUCAACAGAAAAUUACAGUAAUCCUUAAUUAGUUUAAACUUACAAGCAAGAUAUCUAUAAAUAUCUUCAAGAAUUGAAUCAAAAGUAAUAAUAACAAUAAUAAAAUGCUAUCUCUUAUAAUGCAUUUUACUCGUAAAGUUAAAUAACUCUAAAAAUGAGAAAUAUUCUUAUUAAUUGGCUUUUUGAAGUGCAUCAUAAAUUAAAACUGUAAUUAGAGACUCUUUUAUUGACAGUAUGGUUAAUAGAUAAGUAAGUAUUUAGAAUAAUCAAGAUUUAUUGAAACUCAAUUAGUAUAAAAAAAUAGAUUUUAAUUAUUUGGAAUAGCUUGUUUAUUUAUAGCAUCAAAAUAUCAAGAAGUUUAUGGUGUUCCAAAAAGUGGUUAGUUAUCAAAGUUAUGUGAUGAGGUGUAUAGUAAAGAAGAUAUUUUGAAAGCAGAAGGGUAAAUUUUGUAAAAUUUAAAUUUUAAUUUAUCUUUCAUAUCACCACUUCGAAUAUUUGAACAUAUAGCAGAAGUGGAUGAUUAAAUUAGGUUGAUUAUAUAAAUUUAAUUAGUUGAUAUCUGAUAUAAUUGGCUUCAUUUAGUUAUGGAUUUGCUAAUGGAGAUCCUUUUUAAAUAGUGGCCAUUAUUUUAAAUAUUGUUGAAAAAAUCUCGAAUAAAAAAAUUGAUACUUCAAUGUUAAAGGUAACAUUAUUACCUUAAUAUUUUAGAUUGAUUCUAAUGAAAUUAACAAAUUAACAAAAGAGUUAAUAUAAACUUGGUUUAUGGAUGAAGUUAAUUAACCAUUUCCAUCCCUUAUUAAAAAGUAUUAACUAUCUCAUUAUAAUCAUGCUUCAACAAUUAAUUUUAGUUUAGAUCUAUUUUUUUGA
This is a messenger RNA of Paramecium sonneborni, 1299 nucleotides long. NCBI's taxonomy places the organism in Eukaryota, Ciliophora, Oligohymenophorea, Peniculida, Parameciidae. The record is from the annotation of a GenBank genome assembly.